Molecule: messenger RNA, 1562 nt
Organism: Aspergillus costaricaensis CBS 115574
Lineage: Eukaryota; Fungi; Ascomycota; Eurotiomycetes; Eurotiales; Aspergillaceae
Product: glycoside hydrolase family 18 protein
Exons: 7
Coding region: 110-1453 (447 amino acids)
Biological process (GO): carbohydrate metabolic process; chitin catabolic process
Cellular component (GO): extracellular region
Molecular function (GO): chitinase activity; chitin binding
Source: RefSeq, a predicted model, not a curated record
CAGGUACAAUCAUCCCUGCUGCAUCGUUCAUUCCUUCCGACUGACUCUUCCCGGGUUCUGCUUACCAGCCUCUUGCAUUGCUGGUAAGUGCUUUUGAUUCUUGCCGACCAUGGCUUUCUCGCGAUUGAUCCACUGUCUCGUACUUUUCAUCGUUGUUCUUAUCCUGUCUGCUCGGUACUUUUGGAAUGACGCAGCUGUGCUUCCGCUCCAGCCCAAUCCUGCACCUACUACCGACACGAACGCUACCAUCCCAGCCAUGUCUUCUGGUCUGAAGUCCGUGGCCUACUUCGUCAAUUGGGCGAUUUAUGGCCGCAACUACAAUCCUCAGGACAUUCCGGCCGACAAGCUGACUCAUGUCCUAUACGCAUUUGCUAACGUUCGCCCGGACACUGGUGAAGUUUAUCUGUCCGACACCUGGUCAGACAUUGAGAAGCACUACCCCACAGACUCCUGGAAUGACGUCGGUACCAAUGUCUAUGGCUGUGUUAAGCAGUUGUUUUUGCUCAAGCAGCAAAAUAGGAAGUUGAAGGUCUUGCUCUCCAUUGGCGGUUGGACCUACUCUCCCAAUUUCGCUCAAGCCGCUAGCACUGAUGCUGGCCGCACUAAGUUUGCUGAGACUGCAACUAAAUUGGUCACUGAUCUUGGAUUCGAUGGCAUCGAUAUCGAUUGGGAGUACCCCAAAGAUGAUACAGAAGCGCAAAAUAUGGUCCUUCUGCUUCAGAAGUGCCGUGAGACUCUGGAUGCAACUGCUGGUGCGAACAGGAAGUUCCUUCUCACUAUCGCUUGUCCAGCUGGUCCUGCUAAUUACACCAAGCUCAAGCUGUCUCAGAUGACGCCAUACCUGGACUUCUACAACUUGAUGGCCUACGACUAUGCCGGAAGUUGGGACACUGUUGCCGGUCAUCAAGCCAACUUGUAUCCCUCGGCUGACAAGCCAGGGUCGACGCCAUUCUCGACCAAUGAGGCAGUGAACUACUACAUCCAGAAGGGUGGGGUCCCCUCGUCCAAGAUAAUCCUGGGAAUGCCGCUGUAUGGGCGUGCCUUUACCAACACUGAUGGACCCGGGACCGCAUUCUCGGGGGUCGGACAGGGAAGCUGGGAGCAAGGUGUUUGGGACUACAAAGCAUUGCCCAGAACGGGAGCCACUGAAUAUGCUGAUGCAAAUCUGGGUGCAUCCUGGAGUUAUGAUCCCACGGCACGCACCAUGGUUUCCUACGACACUGUGGCCGUGGGCGAGAUGAAGUUGGACUAUAUCACCAAGCUUCAGCUCGGCGGUGGCAUGUGGUGGGAAACCAGCGGUGACAAAGGAGGAAAGACCGCCAACAAAGCUGACGGCAGUCUGAUUGGAACCUUCGUGGAAGGGAUUGGAGGCGUGUCAGCCCUCGACCAGUCGCAGAACGUGCUCUCCUACCCUGAGAGCAAGUACGACAACCUGAGGAACGCAUUUCAGUAGAGCGAUUGAUACUCUCAUCUAUCUUUCAGUUUAGUUGAGCAGGCUUUUCUCAUUUACAUAUGGUUUAUCUACGUAUUAGGUAGUCUAAAUUGAGAGCGGUUUCGAAUUU